Trichoderma gamsii is the source of this 1554-nucleotide messenger RNA. Its product is annotated as cytochrome P450. Gene Ontology annotation, molecular function: oxidoreductase activity, acting on paired donors, with incorporation or reduction of molecular oxygen; iron ion binding; heme binding. The transcript has 4 exons. Bases 1 to 1554 code for a protein of 517 amino acids. The record is from RefSeq and is a predicted model, not a curated record. Lineage: Eukaryota; Fungi; Ascomycota; Sordariomycetes; Hypocreales; Hypocreaceae.
AUGUCCAUCGACAGGCUGUGGCUCCUGGGCGCAGGCUCAGUCACUGCAUUGGCAUAUCUCGCAGUACGACUUGUACACCACCGUUCAAAGUAUCGUGAUCUGCCAUGCCCGCCACAUUCGAUGAUCUGGGGCCAUUUGAAACUCAUUGGCGAGUACGUUGAGAAACUGCCCCGGGGAAUACACAUGCAGUCAGUCAUCUCGGAGCUCAAAGCAGACUACGAUCUUCCUGAUGUCUUUUACAUCGACCUCUGGCCUCUUGGCCCGCAAUUCAUUUUCUGCGUCUCUCCCGAGGCCUGCGCUAUCCCGACGACCGAGAACACAUUUGACAUGCAUGAAGAGGUCGCCAAAUUUUUAAGGGGCAGCGUUGGCGCCAGUUUCAUCGAAGGGACGAAUGGACCUCUCUGGAAACAUCUGCAUCAGACGCUUGCGCCUGGGCUUACCCCAAGUGUUAUACGAGGGAACCACGGCUCUAUUAUUGAGCAAGCUGCGACUCUUCGCCAUCGCUUCUCGGAAAUAGCCAAGUCUGGCAAGGUUACCGAUAUACGCCACGAGCUUGGAUACUAUCCAUUUCAAGUGAUGGUAAAGAUUCUCUUGAAUGAAACGCUCAACACGCAAAUCUACGACGACGUUAAGAGCGCUAUCGACCUCCAGGGAGAGAUUAAUGCUACAAACAACCCUUUUGCGAAGUGGCGCUUUGGCAGGGAAGCGAAGCGUUUGUGGAAACGCAUAGAGACAGCUAUCGAGCCGAAAAUAAGGGCUCGAUUUACUGCCCUUCAACAACAGGAUGUUGCUCCAACCAAGAGCAGUGUCACAUGCCUAUUGGAUAGAAUGAUGCUAUCAGAGGUUCAAAGUGGGCAUUCUUUGGGGAAUAACACCAUGAGGAUAAUGCUCGACAAGUACGGCGGUCCCCUUUCCGAAUCGUCAAUCGUACAUUACAUAUUGAUGCUUCUCAGCGUGUUCCCAGAUGCGCUCCAGAAGUUACGAGAGGAGCACGACCGGAUUUUUGACAAGGACCAUGACAAGACAGUCCAGAUGCUUCAAGAGCAGCCCGGGCUCAUCAAUAACCUAGCAUAUACUACGGCAGUCGUCAACGAGACACUGAGACUGUUCACCGUGGGCUUUAGUGUUCGCGCGGCGCCAUCUGGCAUGCCGACCAUGGAAUACAAGGGCCGAUCAUAUCCCUUGAAAGACCACCUCGUCUCCAUUUCCCAGCAGACAAUGCAUUACAACCCCAAGUACUUUGAUGAGCCGACACUAUUCAAGCCAGAGCGUUUCAUCUCGGCAGAACCAAGUUUUCCUCGUAACGCAUACCGGCCCUUUGAAAAGGGUCUGCGAUCUUGUCUCGGCCAGCCACUGGCCAUGGACGAAAUGAAGAUUCUGCUUGUCAUGGUGGCGCGGUGGUUUGACUUUGAAUUAAGAGAGCACAAUCCCUCGGACAAGCCAAAGUAUUCGUACACCGACCUGGAUACAAAAUUGGGCGACCAUGCUAUUCAAUCUUGGGCUUUUACGGCAGGGCCGGCUGGCAGGGUCAUGAUGAAGGUUACGGAGAGGUGA